UACUAACGCACUGUGCGUAAAAAGUUUCUUUUGUGGCUUAGGGGAUCUGGUUCGACACUUUCGUUUUUGCAUCAAGUCUUGUGACCUUUGCAGUAUAAAAUUAGCGCAGACAGAACAUUGGAUGGACAUUAUUUUCUGCAUUUUACAGAUCAGCAUGAAAGGUGUUAUACUUUUUUCUCUUUGUACUUUGAUAUCAUCUCUUCCGCAUGCCAUUGAAGAGUUUCAAUAUAUUAUUGAUGAGGUGAACAGUUUGCAGACCACUUGGAAAGCUGGGCAUAACUUUGAAAAUAUUGAUUUGGAGUAUAUUAAAGGGUUAUGUGGUACUUUAGAUGAUCCAAAUCGCAGCCAACUUCCAGUUCACCGCAAUUUAUUUGCCAUGGAUUUACCUGAUAGUUUUGAUGCUCGGGAAAAAUGGGGUGAUAUUUGCCCUAGUACUAAAGAGGUUCGUGACCAAGGCUCAUGUGGCAGUUGUUGGGCAUUUGGUGCUGUUGAAGCACUAACAGAUAGAAUUUGUAUACAUUCAAAUGGAGAACAUAGACCACACAUUUCUGCAGAAAAUCUUCUGGCAUGCUGCGGUAUCUGGUGUGGAUUUGGGUGCAAUGGAGGUUUUCCAUCUUCGGCUUGGCGUUUUUUCGAAAACACUGGUAUUGUAACUGGAGGGCAGUAUAAUUCUAGUCAGGGAUGUCAACCUUAUUCAAUCCCAUCAUGUGAACAUCACACAACGGGACAAAAAAAGCCUUGCUCUGGAAGUGGACCAACCCCACGAUGUGAAAAGCAAUGCAGGGAAGGAUAUAAUAUGUCAUAUACAAAUGACAAACAUUACGCAUCAUCACACUAUAGUGUAUCCAGCGAACCAGAAGCCAUCAUGAAAGAAAUUUAUACCAAUGGUCCUGUUGAAGGGGCUUUUACUGUGUAUGCAGAUUUUCCAAAUUAUAAGUCAGGAGUUUAUAAGCAUGUAAGUGGAAGCCAACUUGGUGGACAUGCCAUCAAAAUUCUUGGUUGGGGAGAAGAGAACGGUACACCGUACUGGCUGGUUGCGAAUUCAUGGAAUCCAGAUUGGGGAGAUAAAGGAUUCUUCAAGAUACUUCGUGGUAGCAAUGAAUGUGGUAUUGAAGGCGGUAUUGUAGCUGGCAUCCCAAAAUAAACAGUGACUUGCUGUACUCUCCUAUUAAUUUCGUCUUGAUAACUUUAUUUUAAAAAUGCAAAGGACAUUGAUUUUUGCGUAUCUCAAAGAUUAAUCUUAUUAUGCAAAAUAACACAUCAUGUCAAAAUUUUAAGGGUAUAACCAAGUGCCAGAAAAAAAGCGUGCAGAGUAAAGAAGUGCAGAACCAUAUACUGCACUUAUUCUUUCACAAACGCUCAAAAGUAUAGCAAUUAGCACUCAUAAGUUCUGCAAGUGUCAUCACGAAAAUGUAAAUUGGAUUAGCUAAUGCUUAAAUACUGCUAAAAGUAACAUGAACCUGCAAAAUGACACUAAUAAAUUCUUCCCUUUCCAGCAAUGUUGCCAAUUUGUACUAAUGAUUCCAAAUAAGUCUAAUAAAUUUUGAGAGCUUGUUUUCCUAAUAUACUUCCUUCUACCAUAAA
Molecule: messenger RNA, 1584 nt
Organism: Hydractinia symbiolongicarpus
Lineage: Eukaryota; Metazoa; Cnidaria; Hydrozoa; Anthoathecata; Hydractiniidae
Product: cathepsin B-like
Exons: 8
Coding region: 122-1144 (340 amino acids)
Biological process (GO): regulation of catalytic activity
Cellular component (GO): lysosome
Molecular function (GO): cysteine-type endopeptidase activity
Source: RefSeq, a predicted model, not a curated record